UCCACACUGCAAUUCAAAACAACCUCCAUCUCUAGUGUCUCUUAGCUCACUAAACCAUUCUCUUCACUUAAAACCUUUUUUCUCUUUUCACCAAUCAUGGCACCCAAUAUCACCACCGUUGCCACCACUGAGCAAGCCAAAGUUGGUGGCGGAAAUGGACGUGCCUUCGUCACGUUUCUUGCUGGGAACGGUGAUUACGUAAAGGGUGUUGUUGGUUUGGCCAAAGGAUUGAGAAAGGCCAAAAGCAAGUACCCUUUGGUGGUUGCUGUGUUACCUGAUGUUCCUGAGGAACACCGUAAGAUUCUUGUUUCCCAAGGUUGCAUUGUUAGGGAGAUUGAACCUGUGUAUCCCCCUGAGAACCAGACACAGUUCGCCAUGGCCUAUUAUGUCAUCAAUUACUCCAAGCUUCGUAUCUGGGAGUUUGUGGAUUUCAACAAGAUGAUAUACUUAGACGGUGACAUCCAAGUUUUUGGAAACAUCGACUACUUGUUUGAUUUGCCUGAUAACUAUUUCUAUGCGGUGAUGGAUUGUUUCUGUGAGAAGACUUGGAGCCAUACCCCUCAAUACCAAAUUGGCUACUGCCAACAAUGCCCUCACAAGGUUCAAUGGCCCUCUCACUUUGGGCCUAAGCCCCCUCUAUAUUUCAACGCUGGAAUGUUUGUUUAUGAGCCCAAUUUGGCCACUUACCAUGAUCUUCUCCAAACAGUCCAACUCACUAAGCCCACUUCCUUUGCAGAGCAGGAUUUCCUGAACAUGUACUUCAAGGACAAAUACAAGCCCAUACCAAACAUGUACAACCUUGUGCUAGCCAUGUUGUGGCGUCACCCAGAGAAUGUUGACCUUGACAAAGUUCAAGUGGUUCACUAUUGUGCUGCAGGUUCUAAGCCUUGGAGGUUCACUGGGAAGGAGGAGAACAUGGAUAGGGAAGAUAUCAAGAUGCUUGUAAAGAAGUGGUGGGACAUAUACGAGGAUGAGACAUUGAACUUCAAUAACAACGUUGUCAACAUGGAACGCUUCACGAAAGCGAUGUUGGAGGCCCGUGGCAUUCAAUAUGUGCCAGCCCCUUCUGCUGCCUAAUAUGCUUGCUUGCUAAACUUAUUAUAUUAUAGCUAUGAAUUAAAGUCUAACGACCAAAUAUAUGUAUUGUUGUUUUUUUGUUUUGGGGUUUUCUAAAGACUAAAGGAACAACAUCUAUGGUUUUAAUGUGGAUGAUCUUCCUGUAUACGAUGAAGUCACAUAUCAAUACAACUUUUGAUUAUUGAGAUUUA
Messenger RNA from Cajanus cajan (pigeon pea), 1268 nucleotides. RefSeq names its product galactinol synthase 2. Gene Ontology annotation, molecular function: glycosyltransferase activity. Lineage: Eukaryota; Viridiplantae; Streptophyta; Magnoliopsida; Fabales; Fabaceae. The record is from RefSeq and is a predicted model, not a curated record.